AUGGCUUAUAAUAAAGCUCAAAAACAUAGUAAUUUUUAAACAGAAUUCAAAGAACAUUAUAUAGUAGAUGAGCAAGAUUUUUAGGGUUAAUAGCAGCUGUAAUCAUCAUAAUAAAGUUAAGGGGUUUAGACUUCAAGCAACUAGUUAAUUGCUGAAGUGAGAGUUUGUGAUAAAGUUGCAUUCACAUUUGGAGAUUAAAAUAGCAUAUUUUAGAUAGAAAAUUCUUCAACAACUACUGCAAAUUAAGGUCAGCAGAUGUUAAAUUAAUCAUAAGGGUUAAAUUCAUAAAAACAAGCGCCUGCUAUACUAACACUAGAGUUCGAAAUACCAAGACAGGCUAUAAUUUCAAACAUGGUAUUUGCAUCAUAACAACCAGCAUUCAGUAGAAGUAAUUUUAAAUGCCUUAAUAUCGAAACUUUUGUUUAAGAAACAAAAAGUACAUAAAGAAUGCUUCAAAUUAGUGAAAACGAAAGUGAUGAAGAUAAGCACUUAAAAAUAGACGCGAUUGGGCUUUCAAAAAAGUUUAGGGUUUAAUUUCUCUGUAUGAGCUACAGUAUACUAGAUGUAGCAAUCAAAUUUGAAAAAAAUGAAAGUUUAGAUUUUUCAGAAGAAGCGUGCAAUUUUCUAAAAGUUUUAUUUGGAGAACAAGAUCACUCAAACACUAGCAGAUUAUUAGAGAAAGAUGAUAUGAUUAAUUUGUUCAAAAUAUGCUUUGAUACAAUUAAAAUAUAUGGAUAUUAGUUAAAUGUGAGUCCUUUAGCUAGUUAGUGUUUAUCUCUGCUAAAUAUUUCUCACAUUUUGAGAAAGAGUGGAAGAGUAGAUGAUGCCAUUGAAUGUGAAAUAUUACUUGGUCUCAGUAUGCUAAGCUCAAGAAAAUAUAUACAGGCUUCUGAAAUUUUGAAAAAAUGCUCUUAACAUUUUAUACAAAAAUAUAAAUAAACCAACUAAUCAGAAUUCAAUCUUUUAUUUUUUUAAGGAAAGCAGCAUUUUCUAGACAACACCCCAAAAAUGAGAAAAACUAAUAAAGAAUAAACUUAAAGGUAAAAAAACGAGGAAACUGCCAUAAACAGUGGAAAUAAUACUUCAGUAUAAGGGAGUAAAAGAGGUAUUAUAGGAUCAAGCGGGAAUAGCUAUCAUAGUUAUUCUGAAUAAUAAUGUAUUGGUACAAAUAAUAAAUAUUUGCUAAGAGCAGCAAAAAUGGAGCUUUUAGUUGCUGACUCAAUAAAUCAUCCAUCUAUGAUCAUAGAGAAGCUGUAAGCCUAUUAGAGAGCAACAGAAUACUUUACAAAUUAACAAUACAAAGAAAUAGAUUUUCAAGGUUCUUAUGAUGUAUAUUCUGGUCUGUUAUAGCUGUGUCCUUUUUUAUGCAAAUUUCUUGUUAAAACUCUCUCAGACACCUUCGAACCAAUUAAAUUAGCAGGUAUAAGAGGUUUAGAGUUUUUGAUUGAAUAUUUAGGUUGUACUUUAGGUAACUAUUUGCCUUAAAUACUUUCAGAAAUAUUCAAAACUUAUCCUUCGAUGAAUGAUUUAUCUGUAGAAUAAACCCAAAAUUAGUCUUUUAGUGAAAGUUAAUCAGGUAGUGAAAAUAUAACUACUAUUAGCGGAUCAAAUAGCUAAAAAUUAUCAAAAAGUUCAUAAGAUUCAAACAGAAAUAGAUCACAUGCUUUCAUAGAAGGAAUUGGUUAAUCUUAAUCAUAAUAAGAUCAAAAAAAUUAUCCUCAAAAUAAUGAUCAGCAAAAUACAUUUCUUAAGAGCUAAAAUUUAAUUAAUUUUAAAAUAAUCAUAGAUAUGUAUCAUCAUUUAUUAGAAAGCUUUCUGAAUGUUCUAGCAAGUGCUAGUUCUUAAAUUUUAAGGGUCAUAUUUUCUGAUGUUAUAAUUAAUAAUUUAUUUAAAUAAGAAGUUAAUCCAGAAUUAAAAAUAUAUUGUAUUAGAGUAACAGAAAAAAUUUUAGCAAUAUGUCAAGGUGAUAUAGAAGUAAGUCCUUAAAUUAUAAAUGAAGUUAUUAAUCUAUAAGAGGAAAUGAAUACUAGACCUAAUAUGAACGUCAAUCUUAAAUUUCAUGUGAAUAAAUUAUGGGAAUCAAUUAAAUUAAAAUAUAUUUAUAAUAUGGGAAGUUAAUAAAUGAAUAAAUUAAUUGAGUGGAUUGCUAGUAAUUUAAUUUAGCUAUCAGAGAACGAAAAUUUUUAAAAUUUUAGUUUUUUGUAUCAUUUACUUGAUAUUACUUCUGUAAUAUGCUACAAACAGAACGGUCCAAGUAUGUAGAAAAAAAAUAAUUUAAUUAAUACAAGUCGAAGCUAAAAAGAGAUUGCAUUUAACUCUCAUUUCCAAGAAAAGAGUAAUCCAAUAACUCCAACAAGUCUACAAAAUGGAGUAGGAUUACAAAACGCUAAUUAAAAAACCAACUCGAGUUAAAUUUUAACUACUUAAAACUAUAAUCAAAGCUAAGACUAUGAAUCUCAUAAUGUUAUAAUGAAAUUUUAUUUUAAACUCAAAAGUUAAAAAGCUGCUUUGAUUGUUAAUUAAAAUGAAUUGAUCAAUAUAGAAUAUCUCUUAAAGCCUCUCAUAAUAUGGGUUGAAAAUUCAUUACAAUAUUAAACAAAAUUGGAAUUAUUUAGAAGUAUUUGGCAUGUUCUUAUUGAAGUGCUUAUUGCUCUAAGUAAUUCUUCUUCUAGUCAGAAACAACUUUCUUUAAGUUAUGAGUAAACUCAAUCAUAGCAGAUUCAAUUUUUAUAAGAUGCUAGCUUAAACAAAAAUUUAGAUCAGGCAUCCAUAUUUUUUAAAAAUAACAAUUCAAAGUAGUUAAGCCACCUUACAAUAGCAGAUAUAGCUCUUCCGUUAUUAUAAAAAAUAAAUCAACACAUCUAAAAUUAACAACCAAACGAAAAAAUGCUUCAAUUUUUAGUGAUAAUUACUAACUCUCUGCUCCAAUUUCCUUAAGAGUCAUAAACUAUAUUAUUUUUUUUCCUUAAAUUUUUUGACUCUUAUGUAUAGUGUAUUCCUCACUCUAUUUACGAUGAGACUUUUAUUAUUUUUGAUAACCUUUGUGAUAUUAUUGCCCCUAAAAAUUUUACUCCUCGCUUAAUUGAAUAAUGCAUAAAUAUGUUGCUAGAUUAAUACACUGUUAAAGGCAAAGCCCAUAGAAAGAGUAAGGAUAAAUUUAUAUAAGUCAUUUUGCAAACUAGAUAAAAUUUGUAUGAAGCUUUACAAAAACUUCUUUUUGAGAACUAAGAAUUAUUGAUAAUAACCAAAAAGAAAAAUGAUACAAAAUUGUGCUCUUAAAUGCAAGAGCUUUUUAGUGAAAAGUUGAGUUUAGUUAGUGAAAUAUUUUCCUAGCUUAAUAAAGAAAAUUUUUUUGUUAUUGAGGAGUUAAUUUAAUCAAAUAAGCUGUAAAAACUUAUACUAGAUUUAAUCAACUCAAGAAAUUCAAAGAGUAGAUUAAAAGGGUUAAACAUAUUAAAGGUACUGUUUGAAUAAUAUUUAGAGAUAUACUCGUAUACAAUCAAACCAAUUGUAAGGCUUAAUCGCUAAGAUGCUUAUUUUAUAAAGUUGAUGCUUAUUUGCCUGAAACGAGGUCUUGAAAACGAGAGAGACAGUAAACUACAAUUUAACGCUCUUCUCAUAUUGGAUUAGUUUUUUUAGCAUCUAUUUAAAGGACCUAAUCUUUCAUAAGAAAUUAAACUAUCGUCAUCAUAAAAAAAUAAAUAAAUUCAUAAUAGCCAAAGCUCAAAUUCAACAAAUAUAGAUUAAAUUGAAAAUCUUAUAAGCUAAAUCAAUGAGCAGAUUGAAUUCGAUAGUAUGGAAUAUCUUUAAUUUAGAUAAAAGGAAAUCCUAAAACUUUGGCCUAUAAUUAGUAUGUUGAUAGAUUCUCCUUGGAGUAACAUAAGAAGCAUAGCAUAUGGAAUUAUUUGUUAUUGGGUCAAAGAUAGCAGUGGCUUGAGUGAAAAAAAGUUUUUAAGUUAUUUGAUUAAUACUUUAUAAAGUUUGUUGACUUCUAAAGAAAGUGAGUGUAGGACAGGUGGACUCAAUAUUUUAGGUAGUAUGUGUGGACUAGGCUUUAAUUUUGAUUAAUUAUAAAAUGACUUUAAAGAUAAUAAAAGCUUUGUUGAAUUUUUUAGAAGAAACAGUGACUUAAUUCCAUACUCUUUAUGGGAGACUGUUUAUGAUAUGCAAUUCGAUUGGGAUUAGACGAAUUAAGCUGCUUCUAUAAUAUUAGUUUAGCUAUGUGCUCCAAAAGAUUUAGUUAAAAAUAUAGUUAAAAAUAGGCAAUCAGGUUUAACAUUUAAAAUAACUUAGAGAGCAUCUCAAUAAUUGUAGGUUUAAAGCAAUGAGUAAAAAGCUAUAGAAGAAAACUUAAUAAGCAUGGCAGAGUAAUGGAAUUAGAUAAAAUCUCAUAAGAAACAAUCUGAUUAAUGGCAAUUGAAUAAAAAAGAAUAUUAAAUAGAUGACUAUAUUGAAGAUUAAUAUGUAUUUUGGAUACCAUAGCUGGAAAAAGAAGACAUUAUGGAGCUCAUUUCUAUGUUUAAGAAUGAAUUUAAACCACCCUAAACACUUUGGAUAGAAAGAGUUAACUAUAAUAUGGAGGAGUCAAAACAAGAAGAAAUUGAACAAAAUUAUUCUUGGAUAGAUGAAAAAUAAACUUAUGAUGGGUUUAAGUAGUUUGGAUUAGAUAAAGAAGAAGAAAUUUUGGAUUUAGAUGAUUUAGGAAUUAUAGAGGUUGAUGACGAAGAGUGGAAUGAAUAUGAUGUAGUAGAUUCAGAUAAUACAAGAAGGAAAAUUCCAAACUUAAAAUAAAAAAUUAACAACAUCUCACCUUAGCUAUAAAUUAGAGAUAAAAGUCCAUCAAUGAGAGUGGUGAGGAAAAGCAAAUUACAAUAACAACAGUAAAAUCUAAUAAAUGAUUCAGGAAGUGAUUCAUUUUCUUCUAGAGUAACCUAAAGCAAUGAAAAAGAUAUGAAGCAGCCAACCAAAUCACCAGAAAAAGCAAAUAAUUAGAUAUAAAAAAGUUCUAUAAUUGAAGAGGAAUCAGGGGAAGAUAUUAGUAGCCAAGAAGAACUCCAUAAUUAAGCAAAUGAUCCUUAUUCUGUAGUUGAGCAGUAUUUGCAGAUUGAUGAUGGCGAGAAUGUCAGAAUAAUUGACGAGUUAGAACUAAUGCAAUUUUUAAAACAAAAUAAUCUAGCAUUGCAAAAAAACAAUAGCAACAAUACAAAUUCAAGUAGCGAAGAUAGGUCUAAGAAAAAAUAAAAUACAUUACAGCAAAGCUCAGCAAAAUCAUAAAAAAUGUCAAAUUAUAAAAAUUAGUAAAGUUCUUCGUAAAAUUCAUCUGGUGGUCAGUAGUAAAAUAACAAUGAUAAAUAUGAUAAACUUAGACCAAACACCCCACCAAUUUUAAUUGAAGAGUUACCUUAAACCUUCUAAGAAACUAAUGAAGAAGAAUUUAAUUCUUAAAAAUAUUAGUUUAACAAAUUAAACUCAAAUUAGCUUUAACAGUUAAACAAUAAUUAAAUUAACAAUAAUCGUGCCUUUGAUCAUUCAAGUGAUUAAAAAAGCAGUUUUAUCAGCUUUUCAAAGAAUUCGUUUUUACCAUAGUAAAAAUCAGAAGAAUAUAUUUAUUCAGAUAGCGCAGAAAGUGAUGAUUAUUAAGACAUGUUCAUCAAAUAAUAGGAGUUUUUAUUUAGAUAGUAAAAAUAAUAAAAAUCUUAACUAAAAAAUAAUCGUGAUAUUCCUAAUCGACCUCUUUCAGCAAAAUUAAAAAAAGAAGAAGCAUCCAUGAAUAAUAAUCCACCAGGAAGCGUAUAAGGUUUAGGAGGAUCUAACUUUUAUCAUAAUUUCGAGAUGCUUCCUUAGUAAUCAUCUUCAUUACCAUCAAUUGCACAAGUAGCUGCAGGAAAUAAUAAUUAACUCAUCAAUUCAUAAAAUUAACAAAUCAAUAAAAAUUAAUCUGUGAAAGCUGCUUUGCCAUAGUAAGUGACUACAAAAUCAAUAAAACAGAGUAUUUAAAAUCUAAAGAACAAUUAAGUACAAGACGAAUCUUCAGAAGAUGAACAUCUUAAUAUACUAAAAUCCAGAUAUUCUUCAUCUAAACAAGCAAUUACAAACAACUCUGAUGCUGUUAUUUAAAACGAUAGCAAAUAUCUUCAACAAGCUAAUGCUCAAGAAAAAAAUAAAUCAAACAAAUAAGAAAUAAACUAUUUAACUAAUUCUAAAAAUUAUUAGUAAAUGAGAUACUUUUCUCCACCGAGACCUUAAUCAGGCUUUCUUAAGAAAAGUGAUCUUAAAUAUAUAAAUGAACAAAAUUAUGAAUAAAAUUAAAAUGGAGUUUUAGAAAAUGAGUUACUUUCUUCUCCAUUUGAUCAAAAUACUGAUAUAGUAAACUUAGAUAGUCCUUCUCCUCCUUAUAAAAGCUAAAUAUCAAGUUAAAGUUAGUAGAUCCAAUAAAAUUAAUCUAAUAAAUAUUAAUAAUAAUAAUAAAUUGAAAGCUUUAAAUAGAACAACAACAAUAAUAAAUCAAGUUCAGGAAACAAAAACAAGUCCAAAGAAAGUUCUAAUUCGUUGAUGGGUUCUAUUGGUUAUUAUUCUAAUGAUAGCAGCGAAUUAAAAAAUAAUAACAGCAGUAGCAACAAUAUUAAUAACAACUCAUCAACCAAAUAACAGUAAAUUUUAUAAAAUAAUUAUAUUGUAAAUCAGGAAGAAAGUGAUAAGAGUUAAAAACAGAGCAAUGGCUUUUAUCAAGAUAUAGAAAAAAUAAGUAAUUCAAUAGCUAAUUCAUAAAACAAUAAUAUUUAAAAUUAAUCAAACAACAACAGUAAUUCUAAGAAUCUCAACACUAUACAAUAAUUAGAUGGCAUAUUAACUAACUAACAGUUGACAGAUUAACAAAAGAAUAAUUAAAUAUAAAAUAAUUUAUCUAAUUCAUAGAAAGGCAAUUAUCUAAAUGGAAUUAUAUAAAAUUUUGGAAUUCCUGGAGCUAACUCUUUUGAGGAAUAAUACUAAGAAAAAGUUUAAAAUAUUGAAAAUAGAAACAAUUUGCAAAAUCAAAUUUAGAAUUCUGAAUAAUUAUUGUAAGUUCCACAAUCAGGCUAAAUUAGUGAAAGAGCAUUACUUUAAGAAUAAACUAAUAAUAGUAUUUCUGCUGCUCAAGGGAGCUUUUCAUACUUGAAUAUUUCUUAGUUCCAAGCUUACUAAAAUCCCUUAACUUCUGUUUCAUAAACUUAAGCCAUAUAGCAGAUAGCAAAUAGCACAAAUCCAACCAAUAAAUUCAUAUCUGAAAAGAUUAAUAUUAAUAGACUUGUAUCCGUUCCCAGUAAUUAUAAAGCACAUUUUGGAACGAAUUCUUCAUUAAGCGGUAUAUACCCUAACAAUAACACAUUUAAUGUUAAUUAUAACCAGAAUAGUAGCAAUUCUAACUAACUUUUUAAUACAACAUUAAAUGCUACUCUUAAUUAGAAUCAAUCUGUUUAGCAUCAUAAUAAUACUCUAGCAUCUCAUAAUUCUACAAGCAAUCUAUUCAAAAACGUAGCAUUAAAUAGCAGUAAUUAGUAGUAAAAUACACACACUCUACCAUCAAAAUCAACUGGACAGACCUAAUCUUCUAGGAGUAAAGAUAGACUAUUAAAAAAAUUGAUGGAAAAAAACAUAGAUUUUAAUGAUCUUAAAAGUGUUUGGAAAAUGAGUAGCGAAAUCAAAAAUAUAAGUCAACAUCAUAAUCACAGUCACAGCAGUAAUUAAAACCACCUUAUUAGCUAGAAUAAUUAAAACAUAAACUUCUCCUCUACUUAAUAAUAACACUACAAUCAUUAAUAAAAUUCUUCUGCUACUAAGCAAUUUGCAAUACAUUAUAACCCACAUUAAAAUUAAGAUAUUUAAUUUUCAAACAAAGAUCUUAGAGCAUAUGAAAGUAUUCAAAAUUUUUUAAAUGAAUAAAAUUACAACUAGUAAAAUACCAUAAGUAAAUUUUAAAGAAGUAAUUCUCUAGGAAGAAAUUAAAUGAAAGCAAGUACUUCAGCUUCAAAUCUACUUACUCCUUUACAGCUUCCAAUCUAAUCUAAUAGUAAAACUAAGAAGGAUUCUAAGAAAAAAAAAAUAAAAAAAAAAAUUGAAAAGCUUACACAAAAUUCUAGUUAUAAAAACAAUUUUUAAGGAAAUAAUCAUCUUUUUGUGGCUACUUCUUAGUCUUAGUAAAAUACAGCAAGAAACCAUCAUUAAGUUUAACAGUAUGAAAAGAAGAUCGCAAGCAAUGGAGUUAAUUCUGAAAGAAAUAUGAUCAAUCAAGAAAACUAGGUGGCAUUCAAAAAAAGUCAGCAUCCAUAAGGUGUAUAAAAUAACGUCUCUAUAAAUAGUCCUUAAAGAAAAAGCCUAUAAUCGUCACCUAGUUAAGAAGUAGGUAAUUUUUCUUUGGAAAAGAAAAGUAAAAGAAAUAGUAAGACUAAAAUCUAGGAAAAAACACUAAAUGGAUUUUAAGGAAGUUAAAAAGAGCAAUUACCUACUUAAAAAUAGGGUAAUAUAUCAAAUUAAUAGAUGGAAAGCAUUGAUGAAUAAUGA
Tetrahymena thermophila SB210 is the source of this 8538-nucleotide messenger RNA. RefSeq lists its product as hypothetical. The record is from RefSeq and is a predicted model, not a curated record. NCBI's taxonomy places the organism in Eukaryota, Ciliophora, Oligohymenophorea, Hymenostomatida, Tetrahymenidae. The transcript is spliced from 18 exons.